Molecule: messenger RNA, 4064 nt
Organism: Equus quagga
Lineage: Eukaryota; Metazoa; Chordata; Mammalia; Perissodactyla; Equidae
Product: KIAA1191 ortholog
Exons: 7
Coding region: 1903-2841 (312 amino acids)
Cellular component (GO): cytoplasm
Source: RefSeq, a predicted model, not a curated record
AAGCUAGACAGAAACCACUUUUUCGGAACCAUCUAUCAAUGGUUAUUCUGGCACGAGGCGAGCAUUUAGAUUUAAUAGAUUGACAUCAUUUAAAUAUUAACCUAUUAACCAUGCAGCCAGGGUAUGAACCCAAAACCUACCUUGAGAGAGACUAGUCAUUUCACUUAAGAGUGUGAGAAGUUUGUCACUUUCCUACACAUAUCAAAUGAGAAUUCAGAAUAAGUUGUGAAGUUCUUAUAGCAUGUACCAAAAUGGUUAAACUCAUCCCCCUUUUUGGAGGAGGGGAAGGGAGUGGGCAGAAUGGAGGUCUGGGCAAAAAGGCACCAGCCUGAUCUAAAGGCAGAUUUAACUUAAGCAGUCAUGAAAAUGCUCACAGCAGCAUGUAGCGAGUCUGGGUCCGUCUAGGGCAAUAAUUUCUGGGGGUUACUGAAAUCAUUGAUCCCUCUUAGGACUGUUUUAGUGAUUUUUAAUCAAAUCUGAAUCACUCGAUUUUUUAUUCUCAGUAAAGAGAUAGUGCUUAUCUCUCAGAGUUGCUCUGAAUAUUAAACAUAAAAUAGGUGAAAAUGAGUUAAAAGUGAUGAAUAUACAUUUAUUGCUCAGAAAAAUUUUUCGUCUCUAUUUAUAGGAAUAUAUUUCUUAGUAAACAUUAGCUCACUUUAUUAUUAUUUUUAGGAAGGCUGUUGGGAUGGCUGUUGGGAAGAGUCUUUACGAUGUUUUUGAAAUUGCUCCCAAAUUAAGUGGAUUCCUAGGAAUCUCCCUGUGUCUCCCAAUGUGGAUCCAUCGCUGGUCUCGGACCUCAUCAGUGUGCUUUUUAGUUCGUCUUUCAUGGUUGUCAUUACCAUACACUCCCUGUAACUGCCGGCCAUGGGGUUGCACUUGUUAGGUUAAUGCUUUGUAGUGUGUGGAGCCUGGAGUGUUGCGUGUCCAGUGCAAGUAGUGGCUUUGAUCCGUGUUCUAGUCCCCACCCUACCCUUGCUAGGUAGGUGUCACCUAAGAUCUAUAUUUCAGUUUCCUGAGCUGGAAAAUGGGAAGAAGAGCUGCUUAAUGAGGAUGAAGUAAGAUGAGGGAUGUAAGUGCCCGGUGAGAAAGGGUACUUGGUAAUUAUUAUUUGCCUGUGUGUUUGUGUUUGCCUUCUUUGAGAUAAUUCACAUACUAUGAAAUUCACCCACUUAAAGUGAACAGUUUAGAGGUUUUUAGUAUAUUCACAAGGUUAUGAAACCAUCACCACUGUCUAAUCCUAGAACAUUUUCAUCACCCCAAAAAGAAAACCUUGUCCCCCUUAGUGGUCACUCCUUAUCCCCCCUCUCCCCAGUCCCUGGCAACCACUAAUCUCUGUUUCUAUGGAUUUGUUAGUAGUUGUUAAUAUUAAUAAUAAUGGUAGCUGCUUGGUCCCCUUGCUGUUUAAAUGAAGUGUCUUUGCUGGUUUUGGACUUAUUGCCAUGGAAGUUGAUGUCUUGGAGAGUGUGACUGUAUAAUUUUAGCAACGGGAAAGCAUCACGCUGAAGUCAGGAUCUGAACGUUUGUUCUGCUGAGAAAGGAUUCGCAAACAAACAGCAUGGCCUUUGCUCUCUGGUCUGGCAGAGCGCAGCGUGCCCUUGGAGUGGAUACCUGCGUCACCACGGGGCACUCCCCCAGCCAGUUCCAGGGGACAGGAACGGCCGGGUCGGCUGGCAGUGUUUCAUGAGAGUGGUGUCAGCAGUUUCUGUGGUGGAACUUGGCUCUGCUGACUAAAUCCUUCAGACUCUAGAGCUGACCUGGACACUGUUGUUUUGAUGUUUCUUGUCAUAGUGCUCUGGUUCUCUUUGGUGAGGUCGGGAAGGCAGUCGAGCCCCAGGUGGUUACUUUCUCUAUGAAUCUGGGCAAAUCACUUGACCUCUAGGCCGUAACUUCCUCAUCUAUAAAAUGGGAACAAGAACUUCAUAUCCUCAGUCUUGCGUGUCUCUGUUCUUAGCUCUUGAGCCUAGUGGGCCUCUAGGCAAGAUGUCCCUGCCCAUCGGGAUGUACCGCCGGGCAUUCAGCUAUGAUGAUGCCCUUGAGGACCCUACACCCAUGACUCCUCCUCCAUCGGACAUGGGCAGCAUCCCCUGGAAGCCAGUGAUUCCAGAGCGCAAGUAUCAGGACCUCGCCAAGGUGGAGGAAGGAGAGGCCAGUGUCUCCUCCCCUGCCGUGGCCCUGUCAUCGGCCACUGACGGUGUGGACAAGGUCCCUGUGGUGAAGGCCAAAGCUACACGUGUCAUCAUGAAUUCUUUGAUCACAAAACAGACCCAGGAGAGCAUUCAGCGUUUUGAGCAACAGGCAGGGCUGACAGAUGCUGGCUACACACCCCACAAGGGCCUGACCACCGAGGAGAUCAAGUACCUUCGAGUGGCAGAAGCGCUCCACAAACUAAAGCUACAGAGUGGAGAGAUAACAAGAGAAGAGAAGCAGCCGGCUUCAGCCCAAUCCACCCCAGGCAGCACCCCCCACUCUUCCCCUAAGCAGAAGAGCAGAGGCUGGUUCGCUUCUGGUUCUUCCACAGCGUUACCUGGCCCAAAUCUUAGCACCAUGGAUUCUGGAAGUGGGGAUAAAGACAGAAACAUGGCAGAUAAAUGGAGCUUCUUUGGACCAAGAUCCCUCCAGAAGUCUGAUUCAGGAGGUUUCGCCACCCAGACCUACAGAGGAGCCCAGAAGCCUUCUCCAAUGGACCUGAUCCGUGCGCAGGCCACCCGAAUGGCCGAAGAUCCAGCAACUUUCAAGCCACCCAAGAUGGACAUCCCAGUGAUAGAAGGGAAGAAACAACCACCACGGACCCAUAAUCUCAAACCCCGUGACUUGAAUGUGCUCACACCCACUGGCUUCUAGAGCUAUUUCUAUUCCAGGGACUCUGGAUAGAGGGUGUCUUGUGUCAGCUCCCCUUUCACCUUGGCUCUGACAUAGGAAACUUUUUUUUUUUUUUGAAACCUCUUAAACUGAGGCUAGAGCUGGAGACAUAAUUGGUUUUUGAGAAACAUCAGUGCAAAGCUUGUCCUUGUGUGGAAGAAGCCAUUUUGUAUUGCUUUAAUUUAAGGUUAGACUAAAUAAUCUCAGCAGUGAUGUAUGGGGGACCUCAUUACCUAUUUUUGUAUCAUUUACCCUGGACAAGAACUUUGAUCAUUGCUUACUAGGUAAUAAUGUUUGUGUUGUUCCCAAACUGAGGCUUCUUGAUUCCUUUACUAUUGUCAACAUGCGCAUGGACUAGUCAUGGAGUAGAGGUGUUCACUGACUAGUUGAGACAACUUUGGCCCUCUUCACUGUGCUGGUAUUGGGUGCUCUAGCCUUGUCAGUGAGGAGGACCUAAGAUCUGUUUGAGAUCUGGGUAGUUAAAAGCCAGACCUGGCAGGGGCCCCUCCUGCACUGAAGCUGGAGGCUCCGUGCUUCUUGGCAGACCUGCUGGACCGCUCGUCCUGUAGCCAGUUCCCACUGUGGUCCCCUUGGGCCAUGCUGUUGGAGGGAUGCUUCUCUUUUAUGGGUCACAGAAGAAACAGUAGUCUUGCAUAUCUUUUGUUGCACUUUAACUCCAAUUUGGUUGAAAACUUCCUACAGGAGAAAAUUCAGUCUACUGGUUUGGUAUAGAUAAAUGGAUGUUAAACUUUUUUACAGUAAAGAAGGUGGUAACUACAGUUAGAUUAUAGCCUUGAGGUCGAUGUGAAACUGAUGUCGUCCUAUUUUGAUUUCCUUGUUCAGGCCAGGGCCUGAAACUUUUUUCUGGGAGGUUGAAGAAUUAAAAAAUUUUCUGUAUGCAAUCAGUUUUCCCUAAAAUGAGCCUCCUACCUUCAUAAAUAUACACUUUACUGAGGAAAUGAACUUGGGAAACCACCUUUUCAUUUCUCCUCACGGUGUACGUGUUCAGUCAUCAUCUUGAACACUCUCAAAUUCCUGCUGUUGUCUGCUUUGGACAGUAUCAUGUCGAUGUAAGGAGCUGAGCUAACCUUUCCACAGAGAGGACCUGGAGUCUAAAAUGAGCAGAACAGUUUAUUUAUUUGUCUUCUCUUAUGCUUGUAUCUCUUACUUGUUUUGACAAUAAAAAUCCUUACUACUUUCUCAAA